UGUAGAAGAAACUGCAGAGGAAACCCAAACUGUUUGGUUGGGAUUGGUGAACAUGUAUGGCUAGGAGAAAUUGAUGAAAAUAGCUUUCACAACAUCGAUGACCCAAACUCUGAACGGAGGAAAAAGAACGCCUUUGUAGGCCUAACAAAUCUUGGAGCCACAUGCUACGUGAACACUUUCUUGCAGAUGUGGUUUCUUAACUUGGAACUUCGGCAGGCACUUUACUUGUGUCCAAGCACCUGCAGUGAAUAUGUGACUGGUCAAGGUAUCCCAAAAGACAGAGAUUAUGAACCCCAGACAAUUUGUGAACAUCUUCAGUACUUGUUUGCGUUGUUACAGAACAGUAAUAGACGAUACAUUGAUCCCUCCGGGUUUGUUAAAGCGCUAGGUUUGGAUACAGGACAACAACAGGAUGCCCAGGAAUUUUCAAAGCUAUUCAUGUCACUACUAGAGGAUACUUUGUCUAAACAAAAAAAUCCAGAUGUACGGAACAUUGUUCAAAAGCAGUUUUGUGGAGAGUAUGCAUAUGUCACUGUCUGUAACCAGUGUGGCAGGGAGUCCAAACUCAUAUCGAAAUUUUAUGAACUGGAGUUAAAUAUCCAAGGGCACAAGCAGUUGACAGACUGUAUCACAGAAUUUCUUAAGGAAGAAAAGUUAGAAGGCGACAAUCGUUACUUUUGUGAAACUUGUCAAAGUAAACAAAAUGCAACAAGGAAGAUCAGGCUGCUUAGUCUUCCAUGUACACUCAACUUGCAGCUGAUGCGUUUUGUGUUUGACAGACAAACUGGCCAUAAGAAAAAGUUGAACACUUACAUUGGCUUUUCUGAAUUGCUUGAUAUGGAACCUUUUAUGGAACAAAAAGAUGGUGUCUAUAUAUAUGAACUUAGUGCGGUUCUUAUACACAGGGGAGUGAGUGCAUACUCUGGUCACUACAUUGCUCAUGUGAAAGACCCACAGACUGGUGAAUGGUACAAGUUUAAUGAUGAAGACAUAGAAAAGAUGGAGGGGAAGAAAUUGCAACUAGGGAUUGAGGAAGAUCUAGAGCCUUCUAAAUCUCAGACUCGUAAACCCAAGUGUGGGAAAGGAACUCACUGCUCUCGAAAUGCUUACAUGUUGGUGUAUCGACUGCAGACACGGGAAAAAUCUCUAACAGCAGAAGUCCCAACUUUUCUGCAGGAGCUCGUCGAACGGGAUAACUGCAAGUUUGAAGAGUGGUGUAACGAAAUGUCAGAUAUGCGUAAACAAAGCGUGGUCAGAGGCAAAAUCAAACAUGAAGAGGUGAAGGAGCUCUACCAAAGGUUGCCUGCUGAAGCUGGGUGCCCGUAUGAGUUUGUGUCUCUUGAAUGGUUACAGAAAUGGCUGGAUGAAUCUACCCCUCCCAAACCCAUAGAUAACACUGCAUGCUUGUGCUCACAUGGCAAAUUGCACCCUGAUAAAAUAUCAAUUAUGAAGAGGAUAUCUGAGUAUGUUGCUGACUACUUCUACAGGAGAUACGGAGGGGGGCCCAGGCUAAAUGUUAAAGCACUUUGCAAGGACUGUGUGGUAGAGAGGUGUCGAAUACUACGACUGAAAAACCAAUUAAACGAAGACUAUAAAACUGUCACAAACUUGCUGAAAAUUACAGUAAAGGGUAAUGAUGGAUUUUGGGUUGGAAAGUCAUCCUUGCGGAGUUGGCGUCAGUUGGCUCUGGAACAGUUAAAUGAACAAGAUGAUGAUGCAGACCAGAAUAAUGGAAAAAUGAAUGGAGAUGCGCAAAACAAAGAUGAGUCAACUGAAGAAAAGAGGGAGGAGGAAGAGGAGUUAAAUUUUAAUGAAGACCUUGUUUGCCCACAUGGUGACCUAUGCAUAUCAGAAAAUGAAAGGAGGGUUGUUUCUAAAGAAGCCUGGAAAAAGCUCAAGCAGUAUUUUCCAAAGGCCCCAGAAUUUCCAAGUAGCAAAGAGUGCUGUUCCCAGUGCAAGGUAUCUGAAUAUCUGAUGACUUUUCUGUUUUUCCAGGAGACAGAUGAGCUCUACAUUGUAUCACAGUUUUUUGUAGAAGAAUGGAGGAAAUUUGUAAGGAGGCCUACAAGAUGCAGUCCUGUAUCAUCAGUAGGAAACAGUGCUCUUCUCUGCCCACAUGGGGGCCUCAUGUUCACAUUUGCUUCCAUGACCAGAGAAGACUCUAAACUUAUAGCUCUAAUAUGGCCGAGUGAGUGGGAGGCAAUACAAAAACUAUUUGUUGUGGAUCACGUUAUCAAAAUCAUCAGAAUGCAAACUGCUGAGACGAGCCCUGAGAGCACGCUUUUCAAUUCUGAGCCCAAGCUGUGUCCAGAAUGCAGAGAAGGAUUGUUAUGCCAGCAGCAGAGGGACCUGCGUGAGUACACCCAGGCCACCAUCUAUGUACAUAAAGUGGUGGAUAAUAAAAAGGUAAUGAAGGAAGCUGCUCCAGAACUGAAUGUGAGCAGUUCAGAAGCUGAAGAGGAAAGGGAGGAAGCCAAACCAGAAGGGGAACAGGAUCCAGAUUUUAACCAGACUAAUGGUGGUGCAAAACGACAGAAGAUAUCCCACCAGAACUACGUUGUUUAUCAAAAGCAAGGCAUCAGACGGAGCACACGACACAGAAAAGUCAGAGGGGAAAAGGCACUACUUGUUUCUGCCAACCAGACAUUGAAAGAGCUGAAAAUACAGAUCAUGCACGCAUUUUCAGUUGCUCCGUUUGACCAGAACUUGUCGAUCGAUGGGAAGAUACUAAAUGAUGACACUGCAACACUUGGUGCCCUUGGAGUCAUUCCAGAGUCAGUCAUUUUAUUAAAGGCUGAUGAACCAAUUGCAGAUUAUGCAGCAAUGGAUGAUGUUAUGCAAGUUUGUAUGCCUGAAGAAGGAUUUAAAGGGACUGGUCUUCUUGGACACUAAUGUUUUUUUAUAACCUCUGGCAGCAGAGAAAUGACCAGAAACGAAGAGGAUUUUGACAUGGUAGGGCAUUAAAGCAAAGGUGGAUAUAGGACUAAACAGUUGCUUGACUCUUCCGGAAGGCAGAAACCCAUUCUGAAAUGACUGCCCCAAAUGCCUUAUGUCAAAGCAGAUUGCACUGAAGAGACAUCCUGACUUCAAGAGAGCGUUUCAGAUUUUAUAUUUAAUAAAACAAAAGUAAAAGUAUAGUAGCAGUAACAAUAUAUCAUGUUUACAGACAAAUUUCUAGCUGAGGAAGGGAGAGGCAUUCUAUUGUUUCCUUGCUCUGAUUUCAUACCACAGUCAUCUGUCCAUAAAGAAAUAGUAAUACAGUAGAUCAAAAACAUCUUGAUCUGUCCUAAAGUAACUCUUUAGAGAGAAACCUGCUUACAGAUAUCCUGUCUUUGAUCCACUCUUACUCUUUCAGUACAGCACGGAAGUAAAUAAUUUGUUAAUUGUGAAGAAUGACUAGCUUUUUCAGAUUUCAUAUAUGUACCCCAAAAUGUAAACUGUGGCUUGCCUGUGAAAGCCUUUCAUCAGUGGCUCUUCAGCACAGAGGUAAGGGGGAUAAGGAACUCUCUGCUGUCUCUGGAGGCUCCAUCACACACCCAUCCUUUUGCAGUUUCACUUUCAACAUGAUCCUAACUUUAAUAAUCACAUGGUCUUUCUUUGUGAAAUGUGUUUUUAGAAAUGUUGGAUAUUUUAACAACUUUUGAUAACAUCUUCUCCAGUAUGCUACUGCCGAGAGCCAGAAAUCCAUUUCCGCUCUACUGAUCAAUUCAGGAAUGUUGAAUUAAUCUUCACUAGAACAUCAGAAUCAGAGAUACUGAAGGGGGUGAGGUGUCAUACUUAGGGCACAUUUUUCAUGUGAAGAGAUUUUCCUUUUGCUUUCAGGAAUGUGCUAAUCUUUUUUUUUUUUUUACCAUCUGUAAUUCCCAGAAAGGAUCUCUUCCUGACCCUAUUAAAUAUUAGCUGGAAAUAGCUUACCGCUCAAAUAUUUAAAAGGACGCUGUCAAGGUAUCUUUAAUAAUAAAGUUAAACAUUUCCUGGUAGUUUCAUGCUCAACUGUGCUCCCUUAGCCUCUUGCUGAGUUUGGGAUUUGGCAGUGUUUUAUUAUUGUUUUUAAAUUGGCUGUUUAGAGCAAAACUACUGUAUUUAACAAUCCCAUGAGCAUUGCAGGCAGAUUUAAGGGGUCGGGCAUGGAGAGUGGAGGGUAUAUAAAAGCAUGGGCCCAGUAACCUUGAUAGUGUUCUUUUUAACAUUUACCUUUUAUCAGACUAGGUAUAGUGCUCCUUCAGACAAUGAUUAACCUUUGUUCUUUUUCUCUGUACUGAUUUAAUCCAUCUUUUUCCUCCCUCCCUCCGAAACCAUUUAGGGAAGGUGAUAGGGAAUUCAGGCAGCAGGUCUGGACCAGUGAGAGUGGCAAAACAAUUGAUAUAAAGUAUCCUAUUUGGAGCAGUUGUAAGACCAUAAAUAAUGGCUUGGAAAUGAUUUAGAAAAGGGGACUUAAAACUGAGAUUAUUUCUAUUGUAUCUUGAUUUUGUACUUCAAGAUACAGGGUUUGGAUCCAAUAAAAAGGUUGGAUCUUAGAGAGAUGGAACAGUGCAGCUGAGCAAUUUAUUCUUUCCCAAGGUAAAGACUUCAGUAAAAGUUCAAUAUGCUAUUGUUAGUGCUUGAUUAAGCAACUCUACUUCCCUUGAAAACAGGCUUGUUUGCCUGAAAGAGAUUUUAUUCUUUUUAGACUGAAGCACUCACUCAUGUACAUAGCCCCUGGAAGUUUGAUAUUUUUUUCAAUUUGCUGGUUUUUUGGGAGGGUGGGGGGUCGUUUUGUUUUUUAUUUUUGUUUUUUUGUUACGAGAGUCUCUUCCUUGAGAUUACAAUGUUCCAAAACUAAGUCUCUUAAACUUCACAGGGAAGAACUGUAAACCAUGAUGUAUUACAGAGGUAAUGUAUAGCUGUACCUAAUGGCCUUGGUAUGGCUGUAUCUUACAGCUGUGCAGGGGAAACAGGUACAAGAUGUGUUCAGAGGCACAUUAACCGUUUUGUCUGUAUUUGCAAACAUAUUGGACUAAAAUUGUCAUUUGAGCUGUUGAAGCCUUAUUAAAGUGCAUACACAUGGUCUA
Molecule: messenger RNA, 5051 nt
Organism: Chelonoidis abingdonii (Abingdon island giant tortoise)
Lineage: Eukaryota; Metazoa; Chordata; Testudines; Testudinidae
Source: RefSeq, a predicted model, not a curated record